Molecule: messenger RNA, 1059 nt
Organism: Colias croceus (clouded yellow)
Lineage: Eukaryota; Metazoa; Arthropoda; Insecta; Lepidoptera; Pieridae
Gene: Cdk2
Product: cyclin-dependent kinase 2-like
Exons: 4
Coding region: 67-1059 (330 amino acids)
Biological process (GO): regulation of gene expression; G1/S transition of mitotic cell cycle; signal transduction
Cellular component (GO): nucleus; cytoplasm; cyclin-dependent protein kinase holoenzyme complex
Molecular function (GO): ATP binding; cyclin binding; cyclin-dependent protein serine/threonine kinase activity
Source: RefSeq, a predicted model, not a curated record
UGUCAAUGGCUGCCAAAUUUGUAGCUGAAUAUUUUUAAGUAAUACUAGUUUAUAAAUAAACAAUAAAUGGAAAAUUUUAUGAAUGUUGAAAAGAUUGGUGAAGGCACAUAUGGAGUGGUUUACAAGGCAGAGGAUAGAAAAUCAGGAAAGGAAAUUGCACUCAAAAAAAUAAAACUUGAAAAUGAACCGGAAGGGGUUCCCUCUACCGCUCUGCGCGAAAUAUCAGUUCUUCGAGACCUAAGGCACCCGUCAGUAGUGCAGCUCUUGGAUGUUAUCCUUGCAGAUGCUAAACUAUUUCUUGUUUUCGAAUUCAUGCAUAUGGACCUCAAAAAGUUAAUGGACCUGACAAAAGGACCCCUUAGACUGGAUCUUGUGAAGAGCUAUCUGCGGCAGCUGCUCGAGGGCAUCGCUUACUGCCACUCAAAGCGCGUAUUGCACCGCGACCUGAAGCCGCAAAACCUACUGGUCGAUGCGGAGGGCCGCAUCAAGCUGGCCGACUUCGGGCUGGCGCGCGCCUUCGGCAUCCCCGUGCGCGCCUACACGCACGAGGUCGUCACGCUGUGGUACCGCGCGCCGGAGAUCCUGCUCGGUGCUAAGUUUUACUCCACCGCUGUCGAUAUUUGGAGUCUCGCUUGUAUUUAUGCUGAAAUGGCCAGCGGCAGGACUCUCUUCCCCGGGGACAGUGAGAUCGACCAGCUGUUCCGCGUGUUCCGCGCGCUGGGCACGCCCGGCGAUGAGGUGUGGCCGGGCGCGCGGCUGCUGCCCGACUUCCGCGCCGCAUUCCCGCGCUGGCCGCGGCGCGAGGCGCGCCAGCUGCUGCCCGCCGCCGCGCGCGCCGAGCCGCUGGCCGGCGAGCUGUUCGAGGCCAUGCUGUGCUACGAGCCCAGCGAGCGGCUGGCGGCGCGCGCGGCGCUGCAGCACCCGUACCUGGCGGACGCGCGCCGCACGCCGCCCGACCUGCCCGCGCUGGCCGCCCGCGCGCCGCGCCCGCCGCCCGAGCCGCACUCGCCGCUCGCCCCGCUCGCCCCGCCCGCCGAAUCGAUCUCUGCCCUGUUUUAA